Benincasa hispida (wax gourd) is the source of this 2409-nucleotide messenger RNA. The record is from RefSeq and is a predicted model, not a curated record. Lineage: Eukaryota; Viridiplantae; Streptophyta; Magnoliopsida; Cucurbitales; Cucurbitaceae.
AAAAAGGAAAAAAAUAAAAUUCCAUUCCAUACCCAGCCGUCAGCCUCACCUCACGCUCUCUCUCUCCCCCUCGUCGUCUUCAUUCACGCGAACCAGCACCAGCGUCGAUAGCAACCUCCAUCGCACGACCAGCGCCGCCGCCGCUUCACUGCUCCGCUGCCUGUCGCUGCCCUCGCGCCGGCAACCUCGUCAGAACGUCGUGCGUCGCCGGUGACAGGUCGCCGCCGUUGCUGAAUCUCGGACGCCCUCCUCGAAUUUCUGUUGCGUUAGUCUCUCUCUCUCUCACAUAUCCCCUGGUUGCAGUCCGAUCGACAGCCCACCAGGUCCAUCGCGCCGCCGUUCGCUGCCUCCGGCCACCGGAUUUUUGGUUUUUAGUACUUUAGACAUGGACGUCGAUCAUUAUGCUAUUCUUGGGUUACCCUCGGGUGAGCAAGGUGCCAAGCUCACAGAGAAAGAGAUAUCUAAAGCGUACAGAGCAAAGGCUUUGGAAUUGCACCCUGACAAGAGGCCAGAUGAUCCAAAUGCCCAUGCCAAUUUCCAAAUGCUGAAAUCAUCCUACGAGAUUCUAAAGGAUGAGAAGGCAAGGAAAUUAUUUGAUGAUCUUCUAAGAGUCAAGUGUGAGCAGCAUCGCCGACAAACUGAGCGUGAUUCUAAACGCCAGAAAAUGAUGACGGACCUUGAAGCAAGAGAACGAUCUGCAUUUGCCCCUGACCCUGCUGCAAAAGAACUAGAAGAGGAAGAAAAAAUUGCCAGAAAGUUAAAGGAAGAGAUUGCUAGAAUUCGAGCUAUGCACGCAAAGAAAGGAGCACCUACAACAUUUCCACCAAAGAAAGAGACUGGGAGAGUUGGAAAGAACAUUGAUGGUGAUGCUGGACCUACAAUGGACAAAGAGAGGAUGCUUAAGGUUUCAUGGGAGAAGAUUGGUGAGGAUUAUACAGCAGAGAAACUUAGAGAGAUGUUUUCAAAGUUUGGUGAGGUUGAAGAUGUUGUUAUUAGGCAUAACAAGAAGAAGAAAGGUUCAGCAGUCAUUGUAAUGUCAAGUAAAGAUGCUGCAGUUGCUUCUACUAGAUCUAUGCUUGGUGAUCUAUCUAACCCUUUGCUAGUUUUGCCUCUUCAACCGGUUUCUUCAGUAGAGAUGCCCAGUGCUGAGAGAUCACCAGAACAUAAUCGAUUGAAUAAUUUGGUAGGAGCUGGUUACCAAGCAUUUGAAGAUUCUAUUUUAAAGAAACUCCAAAAGGCUGGUGAGAAGCAAAAACAAUAAGUUAGCACUACAAAGAUCAGUUUUACCAUAUGAAUUGAGAACACCCUUGUCAUGAAUGUUGAGACCAUUGAGAGGUACCUUCAGUUAUUGUUUAUGCAUGAGAAUCAUGGUCCGAUGAGUAUGAUACCAAUUAAAAUAUUUCUAAUUAAUACUCAGACUCUUGUUCAAUAUAUCAAUUCAAUUCAACGAGUCUUGAUGGAAAGAACAAACACAUGAGUGUCGUAUAUGCUGCUGAAGAUUUGUUUGUAAGUGCUGUAUCCUUUUCCAUUACUCUAUUGAAGGUCCUUUAUUAGGCUGAAUGAUUCAUACAAGUCAUAAUGUUUGAGUAGCUAGCUGGUUCUAUUUCUUUUAGAAGUAAUGGCAAAAGUUAUAUUCAUCAGACUUAUAGUUUCUCGUCUGUACUUGUGUAAUCGAACAUCUCUAACUCUAACACUCUGUUCAUGUAUUUGUUUUUCUUUCUAUAGAUCGAGCAUAGUUCACUUGAUUGUUUGUCUAUUUAUUUUAUGGCAUUGUUGAGUUGAUAGCUACGAUAUUGUUUUCAAUUGUUUAUUGUUUCUGAAUUCUGGGAAUGCCAAAAGUUGGAGCAAGUCAAAUAGCAAGCACUACUUAGCAUUUAGUGGUUUGCAGGUCUGUUCUGAUAAUAAUCAUUGUUAUUCUCGAUCUGAUAACUUAUUGUUAUAGCUCGAUCUUAUACUUCACCAUACAGUACGUCGAGUUUUGGCACGAAGAGGCGUUUAAGUUGCAUUGUAGUUGGGUCCAAUUUCAUAUAUUAUGGCUAGCAAAGAAUGCAUAGCCUCAACUCCUCAGUGACAGGUCUUACCAUGAUAGAUUUUGGCUUUGUUCCCUCCACCAGCUGCUUUGGUUAUGGUUUUUUGCACCUGGUUUCAAGCUCGCAACUUAAAUUUAUCCUCGAAUUUGCCGUUCUGCAGCUAUUGGCAUAGGAUUUUGGCUGCUGCUUUCAAAUGUUAGACUUCUAAAUUGUCGAUGUACUGUUACCGGCCAUUGUACAAUUAUCAGGUUUUGAGUACUUCAGUCUUUAUGUAAUUUGCUUCUUCAGUUUCAAUGGCAGGAAAAAAUCACAAGGUUUGAGCUUGAAUAUUGUAUUUUUCUUCAACAAUUUUAGAAUGUUUAGUUUUAGGCCUGUUCAA